Molecule: messenger RNA, 1237 nt
Organism: Poeciliopsis prolifica (blackstripe livebearer)
Lineage: Eukaryota; Metazoa; Chordata; Actinopteri; Cyprinodontiformes; Poeciliidae
Product: P2Y purinoceptor 1-like
Exons: 1
Coding region: 44-1024 (326 amino acids)
Biological process (GO): G protein-coupled receptor signaling pathway
Cellular component (GO): membrane
Molecular function (GO): neuropeptide receptor activity
Source: RefSeq, a predicted model, not a curated record
AUCAGAGGAGAAGGGCUGAGAUCUCUUGUUUCUGGAAGACAAAAUGAAUGCAACCUGGUGUUCUCAACCAGAUAAGAAAUUAUUCGAACACACAGUUCUGCCUACUCUUCACAUCUUGGUGUUUAUUGUUGGACUGAUUGCUAAUGGAUGGGGAUUGAACUCUUUGCGGCGCAACUGGAAGAAACUGGGAAAUGUCAACAUCUUUGUCCUAAACCUUGGACUAGCAGACAUUCUGUAUCUGCUCACUCUCCCCUUCCUGAUUGUGUACCACAUGAAAGGAAACAAAUGGAUCUUUGGAGAAGGAUUCUGCUUGGUAACAAGAUUUUGCUUCAACCUGAAUCUGUACUGCAGCAUCGGGUUCCUCACCUGUAUAAGUGUGUACAGGUACCUGUCCAUCGUCCAUCCCAUGAGAGCGAAGGGGAGAUUGACCGCGACUCACUCUGUGGUCAUCUCAGUCGUUGUUUGGAUUUUGGUGGGUGCUCAAAGUUUUCCAGACAUGUUCUACGAUAAAACAUUUAGAAACGGAUCAAAGUGCUUUGCCACCACGUCUUAUGAACAUCUGGAGAGCUACCUGGAUUACACCAUCACAUGGACCUUCUUUGGAUUCUGCAUCCCUUUCGUCAUCAUUGUUGGCUGCUAUGGACAUGUGACUGUUGUUGUCUGCCGCUCAAAUACGAUCGACAAGAAUAUGAAACAACAACUCUUAAAGCUUUUAGUCAUAUUGAUCGUUCUCUUUUCUCUUUGUUAUACACCCUACCAUGUCUUCAAGAACCUCAGCAUGUAUUCCAGAGUCCUGAUUAAUCAGGGAACAUGCCCCGAAUGGGAUUCUGGAAUCUUCAAUGCUCGUCAGGCAAGUCGUGGUCUUGUGAGCCUGAACAGUGCUCUCAACCCGCUGGUUUACUUGCAUGUAAAUGAGGAUAUGGGUUAUCAUUUCAGGCAUGUGUUCAGAUGCUGUUUUAAGCUGAAAUCUAGAUCUGUAUCAGAACCUAAGACUGAGCAAGAAGCUGAAAAUAUGAUAUGCUAAAAGGUCUUAUGUUUUUAACCAUAUGAUAAGUGAAAGUGUUUCACACUUCUGUACGCUCUCUAUUCCUCCAACUUCUUCACUCUCGUUGCCAGAUUCUAGGACAUUCAUGAUCAAAUUAAGUCGAACCAGUUUCAGUUUUAUUGAUGGUAUAAAAUUUGUCGUCUCUUUUCUCAUUCAUUGUGCUGAAUUAAUUUUUUUCUUGUCCACACAGUA